Molecule: messenger RNA, 2647 nt
Organism: Marasmius oreades (fairy-ring Marasmius)
Lineage: Eukaryota; Fungi; Basidiomycota; Agaricomycetes; Agaricales; Marasmiaceae
Exons: 9
Coding region: 96-2468 (790 amino acids)
Molecular function (GO): metalloendopeptidase activity; zinc ion binding
Source: RefSeq, a predicted model, not a curated record
UUUCUUGCUCCCUCCACCGCCAUCUAACGCAAACGUUCAACCCAUAUCCUGGCUUAUAACUAGUCUUUCCUUCCUUACCACCAAUCAUCGUUAAGAUGCGCCGUUUGCUCAUUGCGUCUCUCGUGGCAGGCCUCGCAAGCGUUUCAGCCCAUAGUCAUCAUGGCAAUGAAGGCAUUAAGCUUCGCAAGUCGCUAGGCUUUGGACCUUCCCUACCGCAUGCAGUCUAUCGGUCUGUUCCGAAAGACACCUCCUCCUUUGUACCGCCGAACGUGGAUGCUGAUCCAUUCGACGUCGCACGACUCUUCAUUGAGUCGAAAUUGGGCUCGUCUUGGGCUCCAGGAAGCUCAUAUAGGAUACGCUCAGAUUCAUACACCGAUAGCACUACUGGUACAACGUACGUGUACGCACGCCAAAUGGUAUACGGCCUAGAAGUCGCAGAUGGCAACAUGAACAUUAACGUUAGAGACGGCAGGGUCAUUUCGUACGGGAGCUCGUUCCAUGUCGGGUCAACGGAACUACUUGAAGACGACGAAUUGCGACAUCCCCAUCGCGAGUUCUGCGGGGAGUUGACAACGCAGCUGGAGAACAGCUACGCUGAAUUCUUGCAGCUUCAACUCCAGAAUGACCAGGUCGUCAUGGGCUCGUCUCACGAAGCUGCAUUUGAUGAACACGCUGGCGUUUUGACCCAUCUCCAUUUCUCUAACUGUCUGCACCAUGAGCUUCCUUACGACCUGGCUUCAAUCAAGCCCGCCACCGACGUUUCAGACCCUCGCUCAGCUCUCCUCCAAUUUAUGGUUGCUGCUACUCCUAAUCAUAAGGCUGUCAAUGAUAUCCUUGGCAACUACGAACAAUACUUGGACAAGAUGACGCUCAGCGACUUGAGCCACCUCGUUCCGGUAGAUGAACCCUCGACUCUGUUCAUUCAAGAGGUUCCUGAAAGCGUGAACCCAGUCAAAGCCCAUCUUGCCUACGUCCAAGUUCCCAGCAAGGACGGUCAAUCUGUUGACUUGAAUCUCGUCUGGAAGUUCGAAGUCGAAAUGGAGGAUAACUGGUAUGAAGUCGCAGUGGCGGCAAAGGCACCUCAUCGAAUAAUUUCCGUCGUUGACUGGGCCUCCGACUCUCCUCUGCCCCCUCGUAAAGAACAACCGCCUGCUACCUACAAUGUCUUUGCUUGGGGUAUCAAUGAUCCCUCCGAGGGCAGCCGUACGGUGAUGAAGGAGAACUUUGAUUCUUUGGCUUCCCCUAUUGGCUGGCACGCGCUGCCUUUUGGGGUUGACCCAUCCAUAACGGGUGUCAAGCCCGGCAAGGAGUUCCUUCGGAAAACAUCGACUACAUGGGGUAACAACGUCUUCGCUCAAGAGAAUUGGGGAGGUGACAAUAAGUACAUCAACAACUAUCGACCAGAAGCCAACCAAGGCCUUGCAUUCGACUUCAAAUAUAACCCUAAGAAGACAGAUACGGAGGAUGCGUUGGAAGAAGCUAAGGCUUACAUCAAUGCAACUGUUACGCAAUUGUUCUACACAUCCAACAUGGUCCAUGACCUCUACUACAGAUAUGGUUUCACCGAAGUCGCUGGAAAUUUCCAGCAGUACAACUUCGAUAGAGGAGGUCGUGAAGGCGACGCGGUCAUUGCCAACGCACAAGAUGGUUCUGGAUACAACAAUGCCAACUUUAUGACACCUCCCGACGGCACCAAUGGUCGUAUGAGAAUGUACCUCUGGAACACUGCAGUACCUUACAGAGAUGGUGAUCUGGAGGCUGGCAUCGUCAUUCACGAGUUGUCCCACGGCUUAAGUACACGCUUGACUGGUGGACCGAUGAACUCUGGCUGCCUUGGCUGGGGUGAAAGUGGAGGUAUGGGUGAAGGUUGGGGAGACUUCCUUGCGACGACCAUUCGCAGUACUGAGGAGUACCGUGACUAUCCCAUGGGUUCCUGGGCAGCGAACAGGGAGAACGGAAUCAGGAACUACCCCUACUCGUUGAACGCAACCAUCAACCCGUCCACGUAUAAAACUCUUGACAAACCCGGAUACUGGGGAGUUCAUGCUAUUGGUGAAGUUUGGGCACAGAUGCUCUGGCUCGUUCAACAGCGCCUCAUCGCCGAACAUGGAUUCUCUAAGGAGCUCUUCCCUCCCAAACCCUCUGAGGACGGCAAGGUACCGGACGGCGACUUCUAUAGACCUCAUGACGGCAAGAAGCCUCCCGUACCUAAACACGGAAACACGCUUUCUGUACAGCUCGUCAUCAACGGAAUGAAGUUGCAACCUUGUCAACCGUCGUUCUUUGACGCUCGUGAUGCUAUCAUCUUGGCCGAUGAACAGCUUACUGACGGAGAGAACUUCUGUACUCUCUGGAAAGGCUUCGCGCAGGGGGGAUUGGGUGUUGAUGCAAAGGUGCAGGGACGAACACCCUGGGGAGGAGGGAUCAGGACGAAUGGCCAUGCUGUUCCCAAGUCUUGCUAUGCUUGACUCCACUUCAGUUUGUUAGAUCCACUCCAAACAUGAUAUCUUAACACUCGAAUACAUCUUGUUUAUCCUCACGGACACGAUCACGAUUUUGUCUCAUUCGUUUUGUACCAUCAUUUAGUCUACGAGCCUUGAUUGAUACCGGAAUAUAAUGCUUUGCGCAAGCAAAGACUUUGCCGAUA